AUGAAGGUUCUCCUGUUUAUUGCUCUGCUGGGAGUAACCACCGCUGACCAACGUCCUCCUUCAAGUUACGGAGCCCCAAAUGGAGGUUUCGGUAAUGGGUUUGGUGCCUCAAAUGGAGCCCCGAGUAAUGGUUAUAGAGCUCCCCCAAGUAACAGGUAUGGUCCACCAACAGGUUCUUAUGGACUAGAUCCGGAGCUGGUUGCUCUGCAGGAGAACAUCCCCGGAGGUGGCGUCCCAGGUGAAGAUUACCCAGUCUUGGCUUCUCCACCAGACACUGGCUUCUCUUGUGAUGACCAGGCAGUGCCUGGUUAUUACGCUGACACUGACCCUGAAGCCAGCUGCCAGGUAUUCCAUAUUUGCCAGGACCGUGCCCUCAGACGUCAGAAGGACUCAUUCCUGUGCCCCAACGGUACCAUCUUCAACCAGCAGUACCUGGUGUGUGACUGGUGGUUCAACGUAGACUGUUCUCAGGCUGAGAACUUCUAUUCCGUCAACGAACAGAUUGGUGUCGUCCCCAGUGCAGGCUAUGGUUAUGGCCCCAUUGCUAACAGUAUUUUUAAUGGAGUUGGUAAUGGUUAUAAUAAUGGUAAUAGGGCAAAUGGCAAUGGCAACCGAAGAAAUGGAAAUGGCGCAAAUCGUUAUGGAUCCAACGGAAAUGGUAGGAACGGGAAUGGUGCUAAUGGCAUUGGUAGGAAUGGGAAUGGAGUCAGCAACGGAUAUAGUGUUCCAGCUGCGCCAUCCACUUCCUAUGGAACUCAGUUUUAAAAUGUUAUAAUUAAAUUUUGCUUUUUGGCACUUGACUGUCUCUGAUUCUACGCAAUAAUGAAUGAGGAGUUAACUUCAUUCUUUUGUAAAUAUAUAUAUGAAUGGACGCAAAUUAAGGUGUAAUAAACAAGUGUAACUGUAUAAACAGAAGGGUGGACUACGGGCUCGUAGAUCUACUGUUAAAGCUCCUGGGC
Messenger RNA from Cherax quadricarinatus, 959 nucleotides. Lineage: Eukaryota; Metazoa; Arthropoda; Malacostraca; Decapoda; Parastacidae. The record is from RefSeq and is a predicted model, not a curated record.